UUCACGACCCCCUGCGCCUGCCCGAAUCUUGGCGGGUGUGGGACGCUCAGCGAGGACGGUGCCGGCCGGCCGCCUGCCCGCCCAGCAGGUGCUGUGAAACAGUAGAUGUAAUUUGAAGAAACCUUUGAGGAACAAAUGGCUUUAGCUGGCUGUCCAGACUCCUUUUUACGUCUUCCUUAUCGCAUAGACAAUGUAGAUCAGACCUCAGCUCAUGGUCGGCGGGAUCUGGUGGAACCAGGUUUCCAAGAGCCAUCUAACCGCAUCUCCCUGAAUCACCAAGAUGAUGAUGUGGACCUAGAAGCUUUGGUAAAUGACAUGAAUUCCUCAUUUGAAAGCUUAUACUCUGCAUGCAGUGUGCAGUCGGAAACCACUCCACUCCUUCACAAUGGUCAGCUCAGCCGCAGCCAGCUGCCAGCCUCCGGCUCUGCUGUGCUGCAGCCCAUGUCGCCGAGGCAGAAGGUGCAGCGCUCCCAGCCGGUGCGCAUCAUGGCAGUCAGGCGUCUUCAAGAAGAAGAACAGCAAUUCAGAACAUCAUCUUUGCCAGCCAUCCCGAAUCCCUUCCCAGAACUUUGUAGCCCCACAAGCUCUCCAGUACUGGCCCCUGGAUCUUUACCUCAGAGCCAACAGGCUAGCAAGCAUGAUGUAAAAGUCUUUAGUGAAGAUGGAACAAGCAAAGUGGUCGAGAUUCUAGCAGACAUGACAGCCAGGGACCUCUGUCAGCUGCUCGUUUACAAAAGUCAUUGUGUGGAUGAUAACAGCUGGACUCUAGUGGAGCAUCACCCUCACCUAGGAUUAGAGCGGUGCUUGGAAGAUCACGAGGUCAUAGCUCAAGUUGAGUCCACAAUGGGAAGCGAAAGUAAAUUUUUGUUCAGGAAGAAUUAUGCAAAAUACGAGUUUUUCAAAAAUCCCAUGAAUUUCUUUCCAGAGCAAAUGGUUGCCUGGUGCCAGCAAACAAAUGGCAGUAUCCCACAGUCACAACUUCUGCAGAACUUUCUGAACUCCAGUAGCUGCCCUGAAAUUCAAGGUUUCUUGCAUGUGAAAGAGCUUGGUAGGAAAUCAUGGAAGAAACUGUAUGUGUGUUUGAGGAGAUCAGGACUUUACUGUUCCACAAAAGGAACUUCAAAGGAGCCAAGGCAUUUGCAACUGUUGGCUGACCUAGAAGACAGCAAUAUCUUCUCGUUGAUAGCAGGCAAGAAACUGUAUAAUGCACCUGCAGAGUAUGGAUUUUGCAUAAAGCCCAACAGAGUGAGAAACGAAAGUAAGGAACUGAGAUUGUUGUGUGCUGAAGACGAGCAAAGCAGGAUGUGCUGGAUGACUGCCUUUCGCCUCCUCAAGUAUGGAAUGCUACUGUAUCAGAAUUACAGGAUUCCCCAGCAGAGAAAAGCCAUGCUUCCACACUUUUCCACUCCAGUAAGAAGUGUAUCUGAAAACUCACUAGUAGCAAUGGAUUUUUCGGGCCAAAUAGGACGAGUAAUUGAAAAUCCUGCUGAAGCACAGAGUGCUGCCUUGGAAGAAGGACAUGCUUGGAGGAAACGCAGCACGAGAAUGAACAUCUUGGGUAGCCAAAGUCCACUCCAUCCUUCCACACUGAGUACAGUUAUUCAUAGGACACAGCACUGGUUUCAUGGCAGAAUCUCUAGAGAAGAGUCUCACAGGAUUAUUAAGCAGCAAGGCCUUGUAGAUGGGCUAUUUCUUCUCCGGGACAGCCAAAGCAAUCCAAAGGCAUUUGUACUUACUCUCUGCCAUCAUCAGAAAAUAAAGCAUUUUCAGAUCUUGCCGUGUGAAGAUGAUGGACAGAUGUUUUUCAGCCUGGAUGAUGGGAACACCAAAUUUAGUGAUCUAAUCCAGCUUGUUGAAUUCUAUCAGCUAAACAAAGGAGUCUUGCCCUGCAAACUCAAACACCACUGCAUCCGAGUGGCCUUAUGACCUCCAAUCUGACUCUCACUGAAAACUGGAUUUGCUAGAAGAGUAAUUGUAAGAGAAGGUUGACACUGGGGAAUUGGCUGAUUUGUAAGUUGGUAAAAACAAAUAAAAAUAUUAUGCACCUUGGGACUCUGAAAGGGAUGGAUUCAACAGGUGCCAACAGACCAAGAUUGCUGGUUUGUCUAACACCCAAGAGUGAUUGCUGCUGAGUGUCCCAGCAUCCCAAAAAUGGGGGGAGGGUAUGUAAAAACCAUGAGUAAAUUUGAAACAAAACUGGAAGCUGUCUUGACUGGGCCACUUAACAGGAACAAGUGCGAAGAGAAAUCUUUGAAAAGAACUCUUGCCCUGGAAUAAUCUUGACAAUUGAGACUAGUGUGUUUACUUUUUGUAUUGAUCACUUUUUUUGCACUCCUUUGUUUUGGAUAUUGUAUGCAGCCUGUAUCAGGAGCUGAUGUGGCUUUUAAAAUUCAUGCAGGAAUUGGGUACUAAUCUGCACCCUAAAAAUGUAUGGAAUGCUUCAGCCUAAAAGGAUCUAGAAGAAAAUCAAGAGAAGUGUGUGUGUGCGCCUGUGUGUGCGUGUACAUGCGUGCGCCUUUGUGUCUCAGAAUUCCUCUGGAGACCUGGUAUUUAAUGGUCUGCAGAUGUCUUUGAAGAAGCAAUGAGGAUGCAAGUCUAAAAGAACUUACCACCAUACAUACUCUUCAAACUUGUAGCAUUAUGGCUGUAGUACAUUGAUGGCGUAUUAGUGGCAUCCAGUCAUGCAAAGACUGUAUUAGAUUCUAUGCACAAAUUUUUAUUACUGGAGUGGUGGUUUAUUUUUUACAGCCUUUUGACUGUUUUCCUGAGGAAACUUACUGUUACUAAAUAGAAUAGGAUUGAAUGACUACACUUGUAUUUGAAACCACCAUUUUUUGUGAGAAGAUUCUUCUGCGGGUAGUCUUAGUAUGACAGAAUAACUUCAAAAAACAAAAACAACCAACAAAAAUCAAAACAGUGUUCUUAGCUUUAUAGCUCCUUGAAUUUUCAGACUGUUUCAGAAAGCUCUUUCUGUAUAAUAAUGCUGCAGUGAGACAAAGCUCUGCUGGGGAAUAGGACAUAAAAAGAACUGUACCCCUUCUGCUUUCUGUAGGGCCAUGAAAGUUUACAUGGUGAGAAAGAACAUACUGGGAAUGGAAACACAUUUGAUUGUCAACUCUCUGCUGGCAGUAUCAUCCAUUGAGGUAACUAGCCAUCCCUGUGUCAUACACACUAAAGCAUGCCAGUCUGUAUGGCAGACCAGCACGUAUCCUGCUCUGGUGCUGAUCUGUCAUCAGAACUACUUUAUCGUUAAUGUUUAAAUCAAUAUUUAAUGUUUACACAACAACACUUUCUGGUGAUAAAUCGGUAUUAAAGCUAGACAGGUCUCACCUCAAUCAUUCUUUCAAUGGUGUGGCUGGUGCAGGAUCUGUUACUGAACUAACUUCCCAGUACUUCAUGCAGUUAGCCACAGUAAGAAGUGUUCCAGCCUGGGACCUUGCAGAGCACAGUGCAGAAGGGAGCAUUCUGAGAGACUGAUGCAGGCUAGUUCAUCCUUACUAACAUUUGCCACUAGGUUUGAAACCCUAGCCAUCUGAAAGGGUAAAGAAGGAAAACCAGUUCUACACCUUUAAGUCUUCAUGUAUUGUUGGGAGUAGUUUAAGAAAAACCACAACCUGCCUGAGUCAUUCAUAUCGGCUUACAACUAUGUCAAUGGUAUAGAAACACUGUAUUUUAGUUUACAGAACACAUUUAGUACUCUUUUUUCCAUUUACUGUCUAGCUAUUAAAAAUGAAGAAACUUGAUUUUGGUUUUGGUAGAAGCCUUUUCUUUCCUUUGUUCGGUUUUGUUUGUGGUUGUUUUUUCUCCUUCUUGUUUUGGUUGCGGGUUUUUAGUUUGGUUUGUUGUUUUGGGUUUCUUUUUUUAAGUGUACAUAGUGAGAUGAGUGUUCCUGCUUUCUAGCCAAUGUAUUUUAAAACCUUGAAAAUUUAAGCUAACUUAAGUCUGACUUCACUUUGCAUGCUUCUAUUUGGCCCCUAUUAGGAAAAAAAAAGAUACUUGUAUUGACUACAUUACCAGUUUAAUAAGACCAUUUAUGCUGUAGUUUUUAAGUUCUUCUGUUUACAUAGCUUAGUAACAGCCAUGCAUUUUUCCUAGUAGGCAAAUAGUAUUUGCAGUGUUUCAUGUGGAUAAAAAAAUUAAAAAAUGCUUCUUAUUUAAAAUUGAGAAUAAAAACUUUGACUAUAAAUCAUGAUUUUGGUAUGUAGAUGGUUGACUUAGAAUUUUGUACUUUUCCCAGCUUAAGUGAGCUGUUUUGAGAAAGUGACCACCUAAAAAGUGGUAACAAUCUUACUUUAGCAGAUCACUGCUUUGUCUUCUUUUCUGCUGGCAAACAGUCAACUCCACCUUAGUUUUCCAACAGAGUCAGCUGGCUGCCAGCUCAGAAUACCAAGGACUGAAGGACAUUUGACUCUUAUUUUUGUAUUUAAAUGACAUGAAUGUAAAGGGGAUGCUCAGGGUUGUUUUGGAGCCUGUUGAAUUUUUAUCUUUUUGCCUGUGAUUUUAUUUUCUAAAUAAAUACUUCAUGUAGCAAUCUUGAAAAUGUUGAGAAGGAAAAUGCCAAACCGUUUUGGUAAUGAGGUUACUAGUUAAGUUAUGUUACGAUAGGUGUUAAAGUACAAAAACCUUUUUAUUUGUUAAUUAAUCUUGAAGAAACACGUGCCUCAGUUUAGAUGUUUUGUCUUAUCUUUUCUGCACUAAAUACCUGACAGUUUGACCAAUCAAUGCACCUUUCCAGUGGCAAGACUUGCUUAUCGUAAAUUAUAUUGUCACAAUGCAAGAUUUAGUGACUGUAAAAUGGAAUAAAGUUAAAAGUUUCAGGGAAUGCAAAAGGUAUUAACUUAAGAGACAAAACCUUUAUUCAAUAUGCUUUGCUUCAUACUGUAAAUAGCUUUUUGGCUUGUGAACCUAAAUGUAAUCUUUCAGGUAUUUUUGUACAAAUAAGGGACUGAUAUUCUGUUUCUUGUAAUUAGAAAUAAACGUUAAUACAAUGCUAUUCAUUUUACAUUGGAAUGAAUGUCAUCUUUUGGACACGUCUACAUCCAGCUCUCUCUUGCCUUAACUGUGGGUUGUUUGGGGUGGGUUAUAUUAAACAGCCUUUAAGAAGAGCUAAGAGGACAACACAAUCCCCAAGACUGCUUCAUUCUGGCUUUUCUGUCUCAAGAUUCUUAUUAUGACAGACUGUCCUUUAUUUAAAAAUGAACUUUUGCACCCUUGUUUUGGGGAAAAUUGGGGGAUAUUCUGCUGUGACAUUUACAGUGUGGGAAGGCUGCUAGAAUCAAAUCAGGAUAUAUACCGUGAACAUCUGUUGUGUCACAAAUAAAGCUAUAAUUCACUGAAAA
Molecule: messenger RNA, 5339 nt
Organism: Pogoniulus pusillus (Red-fronted tinkerbird)
Lineage: Eukaryota; Metazoa; Chordata; Aves; Piciformes; Lybiidae
Gene: GRB10
Product: growth factor receptor bound protein 10
Exons: 17
Coding region: 136-1926 (596 amino acids)
Biological process (GO): insulin receptor signaling pathway; negative regulation of insulin receptor signaling pathway; negative regulation of Wnt signaling pathway
Molecular function (GO): insulin receptor binding
Source: RefSeq, a predicted model, not a curated record